This is a messenger RNA of Sipha flava (yellow sugarcane aphid), 738 nucleotides long. Its product is annotated as protein ZBED8-like. The record is from RefSeq and is a predicted model, not a curated record. NCBI's taxonomy places the organism in Eukaryota, Metazoa, Arthropoda, Insecta, Hemiptera, Aphididae. The coding region runs from base 1 to 738 and encodes 245 amino acids. The transcript is spliced from 2 exons.
AUGGACAAAUUUCUUAAACGGAAACAUGAUUCUGGUACUGAUAGUGCAAGUACAAAUACAAGCAAUGUCAAUGAUGAUACUUUCAAUGAUGAGAAUAAAAUAAAAAAGGUCAAUAGACAAUAUUGCAACGAUUAUUUAAAUUUUGGGUUCACUUAUGUUGACGAAAAUGAUUGUCAAAUUCCCCUUUGUGUGUUAAAACCACACACCAUAGCAGAGAGUUUGAUUUUACCGGCAUGUUCAGAAAUAGUUCAAAUUAUGUUUGGCGAUGAUGCAAAAAAAGAAAUUAUGAAAAUUCCGCAUUCAGACGAUACAAUAAAAAACAGAAUUAUACACAUGUCAGAUGAUAUUGAGAAAACUGUCACUAACAAACUUACUACUAAUAAACUAUAUUUCGCUUUGCAAAUUGACGAGUCUACUGAUAUCAGUGGUAUAGCUCACGUACUAGGAUUUGUUCGUUUCAUUGAUGAAAAUAAAAUAGUGAAUCAAUUUUUAUGCUGUAAACAACUUACUGAACGUACAACAGGACAGAAUGUUUUUGAUUCAAUUUCGUCAUAUUUAGAUAAAUUUAACAUAACAUGGGACCAAUGUGUAGGAAUCUGCACCGAUGGAGCUCCUUCAAUGGUUGGUUCUAUUAAAGGAUUUACAACAUUAGCGAAGAAAAAAAUCCUAAUAUCAUAUCUACACAUUGUUUUUUACACCGAGAAUCGCUUAUUUCGAAAACAUUACCUAUUACAUUAA